AUGGUCGUUGUUGUGACAAAGUCAAAGUUGUCAUUGUCAACGUAUCAAGAUAAUCAUCAUCAACAUUUGCUUCAUUUAUUCUCACCAACAUGUUUGACAGGUGAUUUACAUUAUGUUGAUAAAACUUACUAUGAUUCCGAUAAUGAUCAUGUCUUAUUGACCCAAACUUCGAGUCGAAAAUCUUUGGAUGUUUCUCAACAAUCUCUUAAUUCUGCUUUAUUCAAUCGUGCCAUCAGUUUACUGGCUUCCAUGUCUCGGCUUGAUUUGAAGAACCACAAUCUUCAUCUCCUUCCCAAUCAAAUCAAUCAAUUUUCUCAUUUGACUUCUCUCGAUUUGUCACACAACCAUUUAACAACCUUACCUACAACUUUGAACCAAUUAAUCCAUCUUCGUCAUCUCAAUCUAGCGUAUAAUCACUUUACUCAUGUACCUUCCGCGUUAUUCCAUCUCGGCAAACUCACCACGUUGAAUAUCUCCCAUAAUACAUUACUCAACAAUAUCUCAUCCUUGCUCAGCAAUGCAGUAAGGUUGACAACUUUGGAUGUUUCUUACACAGAUAUUGAAUCUCUACCUGCGGAAUUGGCCUGUCUUCUUACCAUUCGUAUCGAUCAUUGUCCUCGUCUAAUCUCUCAUAAUUCCAACUUUCUUCAUGUACUCCACCACGAUCCUCCUAGUUUAUUAGAACUGUGUUCAAGACAAUUGAUGACACAACCAACUUAUCACACAGCAUUGACGAUUUAUCUACAACGACAAACACAACAACAUGAACAGCAUAAUACUUUUGUUUUGACUUCAAACGGAAACACCAUUUUUGCAAAUUGGAAAUCAAUCAUCAAAAGGAAAUUCAAUCGUACUACAUUGCCCCUGACAACUAAAAGACAAAUAUUACAUUCAUCAUCAACCUCAACAUCAUCAUCAUCAUCAUCAUCAUCAAUUUCUCCAACAACAAUAAGAUCGUUUAAUAAGGAUAUAUCAGCUAUAUUGAAUCUACCAAGUCAUCUCUGGGAUUAUAUGAUGAGAGCUCAUCCGUGUUCAUUUUGUGGAAAACCUUAUGUACAAGAUUAUGUGACGCGAUACCGGAUUAUUCAACGCUUAGAUGAAACUCUUUUACCAGUUCAUUAUCACCUAUGUUGUGCCCAUUGGUCGAAUGAAUCAGAUCGUCUAUUAUCACUAUUCUCUAGUGUAGUAUCGUCUUCAUUGUAGUAUAGUUUUUUUUUUCUGGUAUCAUCUUACAUUAGUAUUGUCCUUUUUUUUAAAAAAAA
Messenger RNA from Halteromyces radiatus, 1262 nucleotides. RefSeq lists its product as uncharacterized. Gene Ontology annotation, molecular function: protein binding. The transcript has 2 exons. The record is from RefSeq and is a predicted model, not a curated record. NCBI's taxonomy places the organism in Eukaryota, Fungi, Mucoromycota, Mucoromycetes, Mucorales, Cunninghamellaceae. Bases 1 to 1203 code for a protein of 400 amino acids.